Messenger RNA from Physeter macrocephalus (sperm whale), 483 nucleotides. Its product is annotated as synapse differentiation-inducing gene protein 1-like. The annotation marks the transcript as partial. Gene Ontology annotation, biological process: positive regulation of synapse assembly; synaptic vesicle clustering. The record is from RefSeq and is a predicted model, not a curated record. Gene Ontology annotation, cellular component: excitatory synapse; synaptic vesicle membrane; intracellular membrane-bounded organelle. NCBI's taxonomy places the organism in Eukaryota, Metazoa, Chordata, Mammalia, Artiodactyla, Physeteridae. The transcript has a single exon.
AUGGCUGGAGUCGUGGAGCAGAAAAGCGGGCUGGUGCGCAGCAAGCUCGGCGAGGCCGGCAAGAGGAAUGGCCUGAUCCACACCAGAAGCCUCGUGUCUGAGAGCAGGGAUGGCCUGGUGUCCGUGUACCCGGCGCCCCAGUACCAGAGCUGCCGGAUGGUGGGCAACGCGGCACCGGCCGCCCCGGACGGCAGCAGGAACAAGCCGGUCCAGCAGCUGCUGGACCCCAACACCCUCCAGCAGUCGGUGGAGUCCCUCUACCGGCCCAACAUCAUCCUCUACUCGGAGGGAGUGCUGCACCCCUGGGGGGACAGCGUGGCGGCCGACUGCUGUGAGACCACCUUCAUCGAGGACCGGUCGCCCGCCAAGGAGAGCCUGGAGUACCCCGACGGCAAGUUUCUCGACCUCUCGCCCGAAGACAUCAAGAUCCACACGCUCUCCUACGACGUGGAGGAGGAGGAGGAGGAGUUCCAGGAGCUGGAG